UAUAUAAAAGCCUCGCUCUUGACAAGAAGGUGGCUUUUUUGAAGCCCAUCGAGAAGCUAAGUUCCGUUCACUACUCAAAAAAUAUGUCUAAUUCAAACAACGUGCCCAAGUUGUACCGUAGUGUCAUCGAAGAGGUCAUAAAGAAUGUCAAAGAAGCGUUUCUCAACGAAGGAGUAGACGAACAAGUCUUACAAGAAUUGAAGCAGAUAUGGGAAAAUAAACUACUACAGUCUAGAGCUGUGGAUGGUAUGCCAGCCGAUAAUCAACAAGCUAGACAGCAAUAUAUGUACCCUCAUAUUGUUCAAAAUAAUCCAGGGUUACAUGUUCCAGUGACUUCUGCCAUAUCCAGGCCACAGCAACAAGUUGCGAUAAGCCAUGCCCCAACAGUACAGAUACCAGUACCUAGUACCAUCAAUCAUCGGCCAGGAACAGCUGGCCAGACAGCUAUCAUCUUUCCUGAGUCUCGUGCACAAGCACAGACGCAUGUACAUGCACUUAGUCAAAUGACUGCGGCAGCUUCAGCUGCAACAUUAGCUCUUCCUGGUAUGCAGCAAGUACAGGGUAUCCAACAACCUCAAAGGACUGCAGUUACGCAGGUGCCCACAGCCUACCCAACAGCCAGAACAAUCCAGGUCACACACACUCAACAGCAACAGCAACAACUACAACAGAAUCAGCAUCAGCAACAGCAAACAGCACAAGUGACAACAAACAAACCACCACAAAUGAUAAUUCAAGUUGAUGGAGUGAAUGACAGUGACAGUGAUGGAGAUGAUGAUGAUGAUUUUGGUGAUGAUCAAGAUGAGGAAGACAAUGAAAGAAAUGUCACUCAAGAACUAGAAGAAGAACCGGAAAAGGAUGAAGAGCUAAACUCUGGAGAUGAUGACUCAGACGAUGGGGCAACAGACUUGUUCGAUACUGAAAAUGUGGUUGUUUGUCAGUUUGAUAAGAUUGCAAGAAGUCGAAAUAAAUGGAAAUUCCAUCUCAAAGAUGGCAUAAUGAACUUAAAAGGAAGAGAUUAUGUCUUCCAAAAAGCAACAGGAGAAGCAGAAUGGUAGUAAAAUAAUAACAUCCAUCAGUAGAAAUGCAAUGAAUACAUAUUAUCUUGACCAAUUAGCCUUGAGAGACAUUCCUUUUAAGAUAAGCUGCCCCCAUAAACAUGAGAUUGUGAAUAAGAAAAUACCUAUUUUCGAUCAGUUUAUGGACCAAGUUUAUAAUGAGAAUAUCAGCCAGAAAAAAAGGAAAGGCUAUUGAUGUAGAACAAUUGUUAUUUACCGUUAAUACUUCAGAGGGUCGUUAUUUUCAGUUGUUUUUGCUAAUGCCGCUGCCUUUAUGCAACAAAUCGAAGCUGGAAGACCAAUUCCAUCGUUUAAGAAAUGCCAAAAUGACUUAUUCAUCAUUGUUCAAAUGAGGUUAAGUUUAAAAAGUGCACAAAUGUAUCCAGUCUUAGUUGUUCAGCGAUUGGUCGAGAUAAAACAAUGGGAAGCCAUUUUAGUGUUAAUAUCUAACAUAGCUUCCUCGCAUCUUUUUUCUUUCCUUCUUUAUCGUUAAAAAAAAAGAACAUUUAAUUUUAUAGUAUGUAGACGUAUAUAUAAUGUAGACCCUCUGGGGUUAUAAAUAUCGUUAUUGUCUCUGAAUAUAUUAAUGCAUUGUAAUAUAAAAAAGUUGUCGAAAACGAAUAUCGUCAAAUAAAUGUUAUUGUGAGAUCGAUAAUCACAAGA
Messenger RNA from Actinia tenebrosa (Australian red waratah sea anemone), 1721 nucleotides. Its product is annotated as transcription initiation factor IIA subunit 1. NCBI's taxonomy places the organism in Eukaryota, Metazoa, Cnidaria, Anthozoa, Actiniaria, Actiniidae. Gene Ontology annotation, biological process: transcription initiation at RNA polymerase II promoter; transcription by RNA polymerase II. Gene Ontology annotation, cellular component: transcription factor TFIIA complex. The record is from RefSeq and is a predicted model, not a curated record.